CCAUGCCCGACGCUCUCAGCCCCUUGUCCCAGACCUCCAAGGCCGGCUCAGACGACUGCGCGCCUCUCGAUGCCGCAGAGCGCAAGAAGAAGAACGCCGACGCUCAGGCCGCCUUCCGUGCAAGACGUGCCAACUACAUCGCCACGCUCGAGGAAACCGUCACCAACCUCGAGGCCGUCGUGCUCCAGCUCCAGGACUCCAAUCGCCAGCUCAAGGACGAGGUCACCGACCUCCGGUCACAGAACAUACAGCUCCGGAACGAAGGACGUGACCGCGAAAAGUUCUGGAGAGCCCUCUGGCAGGCGCGGAGCACCGGCAUGCCGCCCGAUCCCCUGGAUGACUCCGUGCUCCCGUCCUACGCCCAGAUCCACCAUUCCUCACCCAUGCACACCCCGAACAGGCUCGCCUCAGUGAGCCCGUCCCACUACCAAGAUCCACGCAUGCAGUACGCACCAGACGGCUCUGCGCCACUGGCGCCGCCCCAGUACCAGGCGAGCACUGCCACCGAGUACAUGCAAAGGUCGCCCGCGCUCGGUUUCGCACCAGCGAACGCUGUCGCUGGCCCAUCCCGUGCUCCCUCGGUCGACCCACAGCGAAUGAACGGGUACGGUGCGUAUCCUCCGUACGCAAAUGAAGGCUCGAGUCCUGAGGAUGCCUGGCCGCAGCACGGGCUCCCUACAACGGUGACUGAUCGGAAUAACAUCGACCACUCGCCAUCGCCCACCUACGUUGAGUCUCCCAGUCUGACUUCUUCUGAGCUGUCUUACCCCUCGCAUCACACUAUCGGCGAUGACCAGAAGGUCGGCCCCAACGGCGUGCAGCAGUCGUACAUGUACACCACGAGCAGAUCGACAUCACCCUCUUCCACCCCGACGUCGACGUCGUCCCUGUCUCUCUCUGCCGCUCCCUAUCAGUUCACCUUCCCAGAAGGCACGGCGAUCCAGGAUCGCCCCGAGUUCGCGCAGCGCCGGCCCAACUACAUGACACUGCACGGCGGCACCGCCGACAUCCCCAUCGCCGGCUCCGUCGGCGACGCCAUGCGCCUCCGCAUGGGCAUGGGCCGCGCCAACACGCUCCCGGGCGUCCUGCCGCCGGCGUACCCGCCGAACGGCAUGCACCACGAAAGCGACGAGGACGACGCCACAUCACAGCAGCAGCCCCAAGCCGGCGGCGCGCGAUCGCGCUCGCGGCGGAACACGGCGCCGGGCGGCGGCAGCGCCGCGACGAACCGCUCCUCGCAGUCGCCCUCGCCGCCGCCGCCGAUAAGCGGCACGCUCGCGGUCAUCAAGGCGCAGGCGUUCGGCGCGUACCGCCGCUCGCGCCCGCGGACACGCCGCGCGUCGGGCGACGCGGCGAAGCUCUCUGUCGAGGCGCUCUCUGCGCGCGGCAUCGCGGUCGCCGGCGGCGGUCCCGCGUCAAAACGGCAGAAGCUGCAGAACGGCGCGAGCCAUGACACCCUGCCAUCGCCUCCAUGAAUCAUGUCCGCCACCUGUUGUUCUUCUUUUUGCUCUAAUUUUCGUUUCCAUUCCUGCUACGACAGAUUUACUGAACAUCGCUAUGACACUGACGACCAGACGAUACCAUGCAAUACCCCAUGCUUUGUUGUUGUGCUAUAG
Molecule: messenger RNA, 1616 nt
Organism: Phanerochaete carnosa HHB-10118-sp
Lineage: Eukaryota; Fungi; Basidiomycota; Agaricomycetes; Polyporales; Phanerochaetaceae
Exons: 2
Biological process (GO): regulation of DNA-templated transcription
Molecular function (GO): DNA-binding transcription factor activity
Source: RefSeq, a predicted model, not a curated record